Molecule: messenger RNA, 8799 nt
Organism: Closterium sp. NIES-65
Lineage: Eukaryota; Viridiplantae; Streptophyta; Zygnematophyceae; Desmidiales; Closteriaceae
Source: the annotation of a GenBank genome assembly
AUGGAUAUAAAUAACAGACACGUUUGGUCACUUUUUAGUCGAGUUAAGAAAACUGCACUGUACGCUCUCGCAAAUGUCGUGUGUACUGUACUGCAGACACGCUUCCCAUCUUCCUGGCAGAACGUGCGCACACUCCCUCUUCUCACCCCUCCUAACCGUCCAUCUCCUCACCCCACUUCUCCCGCCCAAGCGCAGCAUCCACCUGCGCCCUGGACGACGGAGUGGAGGGGCGCUCAUGUCUCUAACUCCCCUUCCUCCAUCUCCACCUCUUCCCCCUUCUCUCCCUCAAACAAACAAUGCCUCCCCGCCAUGAGUGGCGUCCACCACUCCCUGGGUAACGGAGUGUCUCAAACGUCUCCAACUCCCUCUCCUUGCCCACCCUACCAGAUCCCGUGCCCCCUUAACUCCUCCCGCCCCCCCUUUCCCCCUUACCUCCUCCCGCCCACCCUCCUCUCCCCCCACCCCACCAACGCGCAGCCCUCCAAUGCGCCCUGGGUGGCGGAGUGUUGCUUAUGUCUCGUAUUACCUCUUCCCUCCAAUCCUACCCAUGCCCCCGCUUUUCAUUUUCCCUUGCCCCCCUCCCUCCCACCCGUUGCCCCCCUUUUUCUCCUGCCCGUUCGCAGCAUCCAUCACUCUGGCGACCAGGUGUUGCUCAUGUCUGUAGCUCCCUCUUCUCUUCCCACCCACCGUUCUUCUGCUCGCCUCUCUCCAAUCCCGCUUCCUGCUUUUCCCCGUCGCCCCCGACGCAGCAUCCACCACUCCAUGGGCGACGGCGUGUCGCUCAUGUCUCUCCUGCUCGCCUGCACCCGCCGCACCGACAACUCCGCCCUCCUGCCCACCCUCCCCACCGCCAAGCGCCAGACCGGCUCCCAGCCCAGCAGUGCAGCUGCAGCUGCAGCGGUGGAGGUGGAGGAGAGUGAGGAGCUGCGGAAGCAGCUGGAUGACGUGGGAGAGCCCGAGAAGGAACAGUUAAAGCCCGGGAAAGUACACAUGCCGUCUGCAGCAUCGGCAUUCACGCUUGACUCGAUGACUGAAUCGCCGUUUGCCCCAGACCCAGUCGGGCAGGCAGCAGCAGAAGCAGCAGUACCUUCAGAAAGGGUUACAGCAGAUGCGGGUGGGAGUGUGGGUGCGGGUGGUGGGGGUGCCAUGGGGAAAGGGGCAGGGGCGGCAGGAAAGAGAGGGGGAGUGGGAGGGUUGGUGGGUGUGGGGAGGUGGAUGUGGCAAGUGAUAGCUGUGUUGGGGAACACGCUGUGGCACGUGUCAACGUUCAUGGCUGUGCUGCUGUGGCGCGCUGAUACUGCCACCUGUGUCAAGAUGAAGUCGGGGAGUGGCGGCGCGCAGAAGAAAGGCGGAAAAGGGAGCAGUGUCGUGCUGCAGCACCCGGAGGAGGGGAGAGGGGAGGUGCAGACUGGGGGAGGGGAUGCUGUGGGAGGGGAUGGGAGUGGAGAUGGAGGAGGGGGAAGGUUUGUGUUUGGAGUGAGUGGGCCGAUGAGCCUGACUGACAUUUCGAGGGUCAGACGAGCCUUUGGUGCGACCAUCAACGAUGUGAUGGUGACGGUAAUCUCAGGGGGACUCGACCGUUACCUGCGCCACCACCACGAGCAGCAGGCAGAGAGAGCAGGAGAGCCUACCCCAGUUGCCACCUCCCCACUGCCUACCACUGUUCGCCUCAGCGCUGUCUGUGUUGUCAACAUCCGCCCCGCGCCUGGGCUUCAGAUCUCCCCUCUUUUCCCCUUCCUUCCGCUCUCCUCCUCCCCCUUCCAGGAAAUAUCCUCCAUGCUUGCUGGUCGAUCCAAGGCGCGCUGGGGCAACUGCCUCGGAACCUUCCUGCUGCCCCUGCCUGUGCACUCGCCGGUACUCACCAACGGCCUGCCGACUAGAAACGGCAGCAGCGACAGCAAGAGCAGCAACGGCACGCAAGGGGUGAAUGGAAUCCCCAAGAGCGAGCAGGCGGCAGGGGAGGCGGAGGGAAUGGUGCAGAGCAAAGAAGGGGGUGCAGCAGGGGAGGUGGAGCAGCGGCGGCUGCGCAUGGUGGCGAGCAUGUGUGCGUCCAAGCGGCAAUCUCUGGAGGCUCAUUACAACUAUGUCAAUGCGAGACUCGUGCUCGCUACUGCCGGCAUGAAGUCAGCGUGCACGCUGAUGGGACGCCUGCUGGACCAGACAACCCUCUCCUUCUCCAACAUGAUGGGGCCCGUGGAGGAAGUGAGCCUGGGGGGACAUGCCAUCGAGCGGAUCAGCCCCACCGUCCUGGGACAGCCACAUGCACUCACGCUGCAUUUCCAGACAUACAAUGGGGCGGCACACAUAGUCCUCUCAGCCAUCAGGGAGAAUGUGCCGGAUCCAGCCUUCCUCAUGCGCUGCUGUGAAGACGCCUUUGCUGCUCUCCAGGCAUCGAUGUCCCCCGCGCCCUUGGAACGCGCGCGAGUCACGACCCCAUCUGACGACGACGAGGAUGAUGAUGACGUGGCGGAUGACGACGAUGACGUGGACGAAGAUCGCCGCAUGGGGCCGCGGCUGCCACGUCGCCCAGCGAGAGCCGCAGGAUCCACCGCGCGGGGGACGGCUGUAGCGCCGGAGAUGACUGUAGCGGAUCUGGAGUUCCCAGGGUCGCUGCUGGGGACGAUCAUGGACGGGUUGGGCAAGUGGCCUUGGACGGUUUGGCCUAACCACAUGCGCUCCUGCCUCGCUGCCGCUGCUCGCAUACUCCACGCUGCUACUCCCGCUGCUGAUGCUGGUUCUGGUGCUGCUGCUUCUGCUGGUGCGGCUGGUGCUGCACCUGUCGCAGCAGACCCGGACGAGUCAGGUCCUAUAGUGAGUCCCGCGGUGCGAGCAGAGGCGCAGCGGCUGAUGCGACGCGCUGUGCUGAAGCGCAAGCUGGCGACGCUCUUCAGGGAGGCCGCGCCUAGCCUGUUUGAGAAGUGCCUGGACGACCGCGCGAUCUGGAAGUGGGGACGCGACGUGCAUGGGAAUAUCUUCGAGGCGUUUGUUUCCCUUAUGGAUGUGAUUGUACUGAAGCUGCUUGAGUUGAUUAUAGUGAGGGAGGCUCUGGCGGAUGCAGCGGCUGCUGCGGCUGGAGAAGGAGUGGUGGGUGGAGGGGAGGGGGACGGGCAGGGGGAGAGAGUGAGGGAGAGGAAGGAGGAGGUUGAGGAGGCAGAGAGGAGGAGUGUGGAGGUAGAAGAGGAGAUAGCAGCGCUUCUAACAGCCAUGGCGCAGGGAUGGGACAGCACAUGUCAGUUUCACUGCAAACACAAGAACGAGCAGCUGCCACGUGUUGCGCCGCGAUUGGACCGCCCGUGCUUCUAUGCCAUCUCCCUGCCCCUAGACCCCGCCCCAAUCGGUCCCUCCCUCCCCGGACUCCCUUCCCCCGGAUCCCAGGCGGCUGGGGGGAGGAGAGGCGGGGGGGAAAGGGGGGAAGAAGGGGAGGGCGGAAGCGUGGGCUCGCACCAGUGGCUGGUGCGGUUUCUGAACUACUUUGGGCAGACGGCGUAUGGGAAUGGGUAUGGACGCGUGGUGCAGGUGCUUCUGAGGCUCAUGUUGGGGUUUGACAGGCAGAUCGAAGCACAUGCUGCUAGGUUAGGAUCAAUCAGACAAGAGCACGAACGGCAGCAACGGCACAAGUGGCAGGAGCAGCAGGGACGGCAGGAGGGUUUCGUGGGCAGGAAGGCGGCAUUACCACCCUCAUCGCCGUCCCCACCUCUUCCCCGCAUCCCCUGGCCACGCAUGCCUCUGGUGGCUGUAGAGGCACUGCUGCGCCCCCUGGCAACGGCAGCAGAGUUCCUCACCCCUCACGUCGGCAACAUGCUGCUGCAGGUAGAGGUGCUGCUGCGACCCCUGGCAACAGCAGCAGCGUUCCCCACUCCUCACGUCGGCAACAUGCCUGGUGGUGGUGGUGGUGGUGGUGGUGGUGGUGGUGGUGGUGGUGCUGGUGCUGGUGGUGGUGGUGGGGGUCUCAUCAUGCCUCAUCCCUCAGAGCCGUCCUGCCAGUUAGACAAGAAGGCCGUCCUGCUGGCCAUAACCGGCAGCGCUGCAUCAGCAGAAAUCACAUGGAUUCACUCAACGAGGGGCCCAGGGACGGCUCCUUCCAGUGCCUCUCGCUCACCCUGUUCCCCCUGCCCCCUCCUCCCUCUCUCCCUCACCCUCUCUCCCUCACCCUCUCUCCCUCACCCUCUCUCCCUCACCCUCUCUCCCUCAAGCAGUCCUCUCUCCCUCUCUCUCUCUCCCCCUCCCUCCCUUCCCCACCCCACCCACCAGCCCUGCAAGGAAUUGCUGCUGGCCAUAACGCGGUGCAUCGGCUACCACAUGGAAUCUCUCAACGAGGGCCCCCGGGACGGCUCCUUCCAGUGCCUCUCACUCACUCUGCGCCACGUUCGCGCGCUGCUCGCCCUGCCCUCCUCUGCUAGUAGCGUUCGCGACAUUCUCUUUGACAUUAGUCUUGCGGAGGCAGAGGAGGAAGAAGAGGAAGAAGAGGAAGAAGAGGAGGAGGAGGAUGAGGAGGAUGCUGAUGUUGAUGAUGUGGAGGUGGCAGCAGAGGCAGUAGUGGGGACGGUGCAGAGGCUCAUGGUGAAGCGCAUGCUGGGAGCGCCAUCGUUCAGCAAGCAGUUAUCGGCGGCCAGGGAGAUCAACCGCAUGCUCGAAAGCUCAGCUGCUCUGAAGAUGAGUGGGGGUGGUGCAGAGGCGCAUGGUGCUGCAGCGCAUGCUGGGAGUGCCAUCGUUCAGCAAGCAGCUGUCAACAGCUGUCGGCUGUUGAUGGGUGUGUGUAUGGGGCAGCAUGGGAGAGCAUGGGACAAGGGAGCAGCCUUGAGAUCAACAAUCAAUUGGCUGGAGGCCAAUAAGAUUCUGCCACUUGUCCUGCGCUCCAACCUGCACCACAAGCAAUACGUGGACCAAGUGGUAAAGAUCAUGAGGGCGCUGCUCAACCAGCGCCGCCUGCUGGGGAAGCACCUGGAUGCCGUGUGGGCCGCCACUGAGAAGCCCGACCAGUUUGAAGCGGUGAAGAACAACAUUUUCGAUCUGCUGGCGGAGCUGGCCUGGUCCUUCUCAGACGAGCAGCUCGACUCGCUCUUCUCACGCCUGCAGCACAUCCAGGGUCGCUCAGCGGCAGAUAUAGCGAAGCUGAUGCAGCUGGUGAAGAAGCUCGCGCGGUCCGACACCCGUGGCGUCAUGGCCUCCAGGCUGCUGCAGCUUCUCUGGACACUCGUAUUCGACCCGCCUCACACCCAUGCAGUCCCAACGUCAGGGUCAGCGUCAGCAUCAGCACCAGCAUCAGCAGCAGCAUCGGCAGCAGCAUUGGCAGCAGCAGCAGAUGUUGCAUCAGUGAACGUGCUUGAAUCGAAGGCCCUCACGGAGGUGUUGGGCCACUAUGCUUCUGUUGGGUGUGCUAAUAAAGAGGAGUACAUGCAACGCUGCCUACAAGCCAUCUCGCGGGAGGAGAGUGUCAUACCAGCCCUCCAGCUGCUGCGAGAGAUCAUCUCUCUGCACCCCAACCCCGCUCCACCUGCUGAGGAGCAGCAGAUGCUGCAGGCUCAGCUGCAAUCGCUGAAUGCAAACCACGAGCUCGAGUACACUGUACUGGGCAGUCUACAGACCUACAAGGGCCUGGCCCGCUCCAUGUUCGCCUCUGCACGCUCUGCCUCCCCCCACCAACCACAGCCCAUGACUGCUCCAAGCAAACCUCUUCCAGUCAGCCCCGUUCCACCCAGCAGCAGCAGCCCACUACCAGUUCCAGACGCCAGCGUCUUGGCCAGCAGUGACGGCAGUCCCAUGCAUGGCGUGGUGGUGGCGGAAGAGGUGAGGCAGGAGUGCCGUGGCGGUGGGGUUGCGGCAGAGGAGGAGAGAUCGUCGCCCGCUAUGGACUGUGACGAGCCGCAAGGGCAGCAGCAGCAGGAGGAGCAGCAGAAGCACGGGCAGGAGGGGCGGCAGCAACAGCAGCAGUGCUCGCAGCAGCAGCAGCAGCAGCAGCAGCAGCAGCAGCAGCAGCAGCAGCAGCACGUGCAGCUGCAGCGGCAGUUGGAGCAGUGCACGUUGGUGGAUGGCAGGCACUCCCACCGCGACAACAUCACUGCCCGCCUCUCCUUCCUCCUCUGGGCGCUGCAGGUGCUUGCUUCCCCUCUUCUUUUCGUCAUCCUUUCGUCGAGAACUACGGGCGGGCGGCAUGGAGCUACAGACAGAGGGGCUGGGGCAGGCGGCAUGGAGUUACAGCCAGAGGGGCUGCGCGUGAUAUGGACGGAGCUAGUGGAGCACCCAGCGUGCCCUGAGGACCGCCAGCUGGCGCUGAGGUGGCUGCUGUUCCACCGCAUAUUCAUCAGCAUCAACACAGCAUCAGGCGUGCUCGCAGUCACCUCAGCAGCACCCGGAGCAACACCAGCACCAGCAGCGACAGCACUGCCAGUAGCAGUAGCAGGGGCAGCAUCGGCAGGCGCGGGCGUGCAGGUGGCAGUGGCGGGGGACGUGGGGCAACUGAAGGGAGUGGACCUCGUGUGGUCACUGGCUCUCCGCUGCCCCUCUCCUGCCAUCUGGCAACCCUGCAUCCAGCUGCUCAGGGACUUACAUUCAUCCCUUGUAGCUCCGGAGAAGGUGGCAGUGGCAGGAGACGUGGGGCAGUUGAAGGGAGUGCAGCUCGUGUGGUCAUUGGCUCUCCGCUGUCUCUCCCCUCACCUUCCUUACUUGCCAACCCUCUCUACCCCCUCCCUCCAGGCCAAGCUAGUGGCGGUACGGCAGAGCUUCAUAGGCGAGUGCAUGCUCUCCCCUCCAUUCCUCCCCACCAACCCCAUUUUCCCCUUACCCCUUCCUUCCUGCCCAACUUCUCCUAUUUUCCAGGCCAAGCUGGUGGCGGUGCGGCAGAGCUUCAUAGGCGAGUGCAUGCGGCGCCUUGCUGCUGCGAUGCAGCAGCUGGAGGGAGGGACAAGUGCGGGGUAUAACGGGCAGAUGUUGGGAGGGCAUAACGGGGACGUGAAAGGGAGAAGCGCAGGAGGAGUGGCGCCCACUGGGAGGGAUGCGCUGCCCAUGGAAACGAGUGCGGAGGAGAGUGAUGGCGGGGAGAGGACGGGUGAUGCAAGGGAUGGCGGCGGUGAUGAUGUGGCAAUGGCUGGACAGGAGGAUGAGGGUGGGCUGGAAGCAAGGGAGGAGAGGGAGGUGGGGGGUGCAAGGAGUGGGGAGUUGAACGGAGAAGGCACAAGGGGUGGCGAGGGUGGCAGGGGCAGCAAGGGUGGCAGUAGUUUGGAAGGGCAAGCUUCAGCAGAGGAGCAAGCACAGCGCUGCCUUUUGCUCUUGACACAAUUCCUCACGCGCUGUGAGGCCAGCUGUCCCCGCAGAGUGCCGCCCCACGGCGCCUCCUACCAGGGCAGGCCGUUUCAAGUGGAGGUGACAGUGGCACACAGCAAACAUGUGAACUUCUUUGUUCACACGCAUGCAAACGAGUACCUGCGCUUGCUGCGACUCAAGGUGGCCCACAAGCUCGAGUGUGACUUGGCGCGUGUGCGGCUGCUAUUGGACGGCCAUGAGCUGCUCUCUGAUUGGCUCGUGCUCCGGCAAUGCGGGAUCACGGACGGGCGGCGACUCAUUGCUUCUGUCAUGCUGAAUCCCCGACCUCGCAGCAGGCAGCAAGGGGAGGGAGGGGAGGCAGAGCUUCCGGGAGUGCUCAUGGCACGACAGGGGGAGGUGUACGGCACUCUCUUCCGCCUGCUUCAAUCCGCCAACCAUCAAGUGCAGCAGGCAGCGGACGAGCUCCUCAUGCUGCUGCCAACACACCGCGCCAUUCUUGACAAUUUCAUGAGCAUCCAGUCAGCGCCAUCAGCAGCCGAGGCUGCAACCAUUCUGACGCAUCUCCUGCGUCCCUCGCCACGCCUUGUUUAUACGCUGCAGGUGCUGGACGGGCUAUUGCUGCCUGUCAAUCGCCAGCCCUCGCCUGCCACCCUUCGCUUCCGAGCGAGCUUUCUCCAGUCCAGUGGCUUCAGUGCCCUCAUGUCAGUCUUUCAGACCCAAGCCCUGCCGCGUGCAACGGAUGACAGCACGAGGCGGAAGUGCUACAUGAGCGCCCUGCACAUUCUGAAGCUCCUGCUGUUUGGCGAUCACUUUGGUGGCGCCUCUAGCACAGCACCAGGCCUCUGGGAGGACUGCGAGGAGGAAGGCAGCGACGAGGAGCAGCUGCCAGAUGCCGCAUACACAGCCGCAGCAGCGGGUACUGUAGCAAGCACUAUAGAGAGCAUUGUGGGGAUCACUGUAGCGCGUACAGUGCCAGUGGCGGCCGCCCCUCUCCUUGCCACGGCACCUGGCAAUUCGUCUGAGCCAACCUGCCUCAUCCGGGCGGAUGGCACAGUGGUGGUUGCGGAAGCAAAGAGGGUGGGUGAGGGGAUGGACGAGGGGGAGGAGGAAGACGUGGAAGUACAGGACAUUAUUCUGGAUAACGGGGGACUCACUAUCAUGGAUGCGCCGUCUACCCUGCUGCCGGCUGAUUGGUCAGAGCUCACCAAUACCAUCAUGAUGCUCGCCUGGGCGGCAUCGAUUGGCUCUUUGCAGGCCAUGGCGUCACCCAAUCCGCAUGCAUUCGAUACUGCAGCAGCUGUUGCUCACCUAGCCCUGCAGUCUGGGCUAAAGCAGCGGGUGGAGCAGGCCGGCUCGGGGAAGAGGGGAGGGGCGGAGAGCGAUGAAUCAGAGGACGAGGAUGAUGAGGAGGAAGAGGAUGAGGACGGGGCGGAUUCACUGUUAUAUCCUGAUGAUGCGUGCCUGGCGAUAGAAGGAGCGGUGGUGCUGGUGAGUGUGGGGCUUGGGGGAGUGAUGGAGAGACGCUUGGGAGGCGGAUGA